This is a messenger RNA of Mangifera indica (mango), 919 nucleotides long. Its product is annotated as cytokinin riboside 5'-monophosphate phosphoribohydrolase LOG1-like. Gene Ontology annotation, cellular component: nucleus; cytosol. The record is from RefSeq and is a predicted model, not a curated record. Gene Ontology annotation, biological process: cytokinin biosynthetic process. Gene Ontology annotation, molecular function: hydrolase activity, hydrolyzing N-glycosyl compounds. The transcript has 7 exons. NCBI's taxonomy places the organism in Eukaryota, Viridiplantae, Streptophyta, Magnoliopsida, Sapindales, Anacardiaceae. The coding region runs from base 141 to 794 and encodes 217 amino acids.
ACUCUCCUUAUUCUUCAGUUCAAAGUACUUGUUAACAAUAUCCAGACAAAAGUAGUUAAACCUUUCACAGGAUUCGAAACAAAAAGGAAAAAUUAAAAAAACAAUUUGAUUCUCAUCAGGGAGGAUAAAGGAAUUCAACAAUGGCAUCUUCUUCAUCAAAUGAAAAGAAAAGAAAGUUUAAAAGAAUAUGUGUGUUCUGUGGAAGUAGAGCUGGAUACAAAUCUUCAUUCAGUGAGGCUGCUCUUGAGCUUGGGAAAGAACUGGUUGAGAGAAAGAUUGAUUUGGUUUAUGGAGGAGGAAGUUUAGGGCUAAUGGGAUUGAUCUCAAAGACUGUAUUUAAUGGAGGUUGCCAUGUUCUUGGAGUGAUUCCUAAAGUUCUCAAGCCCCUUGAGAUAUCGGGAGAAACCAUUGGAGAAGUAAAAACAGUUGCAGACAUGCACCAAAGGAAAUCUGAAAUGGCAAAACAUGCUGAUGCAUUUAUUGCACUUCCUGGUGGAUAUGGAACAAUGGAAGAAUUGUUGGAGAUGAUAACUUGGUCUCAGUUAGGAAUACAUGAGAAACCAGUGGGAUUGUUGAAUGUAGAUGGGUAUUAUAACAGCUUGAUAACCUUGUUUGAUAAAGGAGUUGAAGAAGGUUUCAUUUAUGAUUCUGCAAGACAAAUUCUUGUCAUGUCAAACACUGCAGAAGAACUCAUCAACAGGAUGGAGGAGUAUUCACCAAUUCAUGAGAAAGUUGCACCAAGACAAAGCUGGGAAGUGGACAAAUUAGAGUCUACUUCAAGUGGGGAACCCUAAAGAGAUCUUAGAUCUUAAUCAAUCAUGAUAAUGUUAUAUUUGUGUAUAAGAUAUAUGAAUAUUAUUGUUCCUUUAUUUCACUUUAACAGAAUAAAAAGAAAAAGACACCACAGGAUUGAUCUCUA